Messenger RNA from Branchiostoma belcheri (Belcher's lancelet), 1365 nucleotides. RefSeq names its product coxsackievirus and adenovirus receptor homolog. NCBI's taxonomy places the organism in Eukaryota, Metazoa, Chordata, Leptocardii, Amphioxiformes, Branchiostomatidae. Gene Ontology annotation, cellular component: cell-cell junction. The record is from RefSeq and is a predicted model, not a curated record. The transcript has 6 exons. The coding region runs from base 85 to 1086 and encodes 333 amino acids. Gene Ontology annotation, biological process: cell-cell adhesion. Gene Ontology annotation, molecular function: cell adhesion molecule binding.
GGCUUGUUUCUUUGUCGUACUUGACCUUUCAACCCGGAAGUAAGUUCUUGUUUUCUGUACCAUCGUCCUGUUACCUGUCUGAAAAUGUCUGGCACUUGGAUCUUAGCGUGCUUUGUAUGCCUUUCUCUAGCUGUCUCUGGACAAGUCAGCAACGACACCAGAGCAUUUCCUGUUGGUGGUACCGCUACUCUCCCCUGUACUGGAGUUCCCUAUGACGGAGCGACUAAACACUGGGAGAAAAAUCCAGUAAUUCCGAUCAAGUUCCUUGUGGUCAUUCAGACACCACUCGGGCAGUCAUCAUAUGGAGACCCGUUUUACGAUGAGACCAACAUCGAAGCAGCCGGUCUGACUGGCAGGUUCAGGGUUACUGAAGACUUGAUGACUGCAACCAUCACAGGAGUGAGGGCCACAGACGAUGGGGACUAUCGGUGUGCUUCUGGGCCUUCACAGAUCAUACAUAAGUUUGUUGCAUACAAGCUGGAUUCAGUGGGCAUACAGCCUUCCGGACCUGUCACAGGAUAUGUUGGAGGUACAUUUGACGUCACCUGUACAGCAUCAAGAGACAGCAAACCCACACCCAGCUUCAACUGGACAAAACAAGGGGACAGCAGUUUCACAGCAACAGGAGCCACCCUGCGGAUCAGCAGCCUCACUAUGAACCAUGCUGGCACAUACGUGUGUACAGCCUACCACGCGUAUGCCAGGGAUACUGCAAGUGUGCAGUUGACAGUCAGUGAAGGUCCGAAUGUUACUCCAGUCCCGCCAACAGACAUGAACUAUUGUUCCGGCGCUGUAGCUGGAGCUGCAGUUGGCUGUUUUUUCGGCGGGUUACUGGUAGGGGGCGCUGCAGUGUUCCUGUUUCUACGUUCCAGGACGGCAAAGAAUGGCGGGAAAAAAGACGUUGGUAACUUCGCUGACAGACAGUAUGAAAAUGUGCCACAUCCGAAUCAAAGGGUGACGUCACAACGACCCGGAAGCGGAAGUGACGAGUACGAGGUUCCCAUGGAAACCAUCCAGCCACCCCAGCCCAGUGACGACUAUCAAGAACUGAGGCCUGCUGUCUACCAGAGUCUGCAGAAACACUGAAUAGACAGAUUCCGACUGUCUCUAUCAGUUUUAUACGAUAAUUAUUCGUAAAAAAGGGUAAUUAUGGUUUCAAUAGGCUGAAUAUUGCAUCUAAAGCCUAAACGGCAGUUGUUUGUAGUUUGCUCAUAUACAUUCGGCUUAUAUAAAAUCUGUUAUAUUUCUGUAUACGUGGAUUUGUAUGUACAAUGUAGUUGAUUUGAAGUGGGGACUCUGACAAUUGAGUGUUGUAGAAUGUUGUAGAAUGGCACUUUGAAUAAAACAUGUUCUUUUGUAAUUCAA